Messenger RNA from Camponotus floridanus (Florida carpenter ant), 664 nucleotides. RefSeq names its product protein Asterix. NCBI's taxonomy places the organism in Eukaryota, Metazoa, Arthropoda, Insecta, Hymenoptera, Formicidae. The coding region runs from base 160 to 492 and encodes 110 amino acids. Gene Ontology annotation, biological process: protein insertion into ER membrane. The record is from RefSeq and is a predicted model, not a curated record. The transcript is spliced from 2 exons. Gene Ontology annotation, molecular function: protein folding chaperone. Gene Ontology annotation, cellular component: endoplasmic reticulum membrane.
UCCAAAAUGACAACGUGUGUCAUUCCAAGCGUCGAAUCAGCUGUUCAGGUUGCAUGUGAUUGCAAGUAAUCGUGUCCGCGAGGAAUGGUUGAAAUAGUGAUCGUUUGAAUAAUUUUCCACCUUGCACGAUAUCAUUUAAUCAAUUCACGUAUCUCCAGGAUGAAUAGCUCGACAGAUCCCAGACGACCUGAAAAGGAAGUCCGUUACAAGCCACCUGGUUCAAAUAAUCAAGGGCAAAUGCAGGAUGACUUGACGCCAGACUACAUGAACGUUAUAGGAAUGAUCUUCAGCAUGUGCGGCCUGAUGAUGAGACUGAAAUGGUGCGCCUGGGUGGCGCUUUACUGCUCUUGCAUCAGCUUUGCCAAUUCGCGUGUCAGCGAAGACACCAAGCAGAUCCUCAGCUGCUUCAUGCUGUCCAUAUCGGCGGUGGUGAUGUCUUAUCUGCAAAAUCCGCAACCCAUGACACCACCGUGGGCAAGUGCCAUGCAGUGAGGGUAAAGCUCCGCGCGACUUGUUCCAUUAACAUCUUCAAUUUGUGUACGCGAGUGCAAAGAAACUUUUAACGUUUGAAAUUGAAAUAAUAAUUAUGUGUUGUGAAUGACGAUUAUUUAUACUGUACAAAAAAAUCCCCAUAAGAAUAUGAAUGAAUAAUGAUGAAGAUCCA